GAUAUGUGUGUGUGUGUGUGUGUGUGUGUGACAGUAUGGGAGACGUUCUUCACAGUAUUACACAGUGCUCCAACACAACGAGGCCGAGGUACUUUUCGGUGAGCUGUGAACCUUUCCUGAGUCGCAAACAGCCUCACAGCAGCGGGUAGUAAUGGAUGGCUCGGGUUGUGGUCGAGACUCGGCCGCGGACAGCAGAGAGGAGCCGAGCAGAGGAACACGGCCGGAUCUGCUCAUUACCUGUCUGCCGGAGAGAUACCGCACUGCCAAGUUCGUCCUGGCGGCAUACCUGUUCUGCUGGGCUGUGCUCAGAUGGUACCAGAAGCUAAGAUGCCAGUCUGCACCUCCACAGCCCCAGGAAGCCAUUGAAGACUCCUCCCACCUCUCUGAAGGAUUAGGUUUAGAGGAGGGACAUUUGGGUGCUGACUCCCUGGAAUGGUGUGAAAGAGGCAUAGAAGGUGGUGACACAUCUGAUGAGUAUUUUGAUUCCCGCUCUUGGCACAGCGACACCCUGUCAGAUUUGAGUCCAGAUGUGGAGGACCCUCUGGAUGCCCUUCUGGAACUGGAGAGCACCUGCGUUGGUUGGCGAACAACAGGAAGCAGCUGCCACACUAGGCAGAGUAAAGCCUUGCAGAGAGAGUCAGUGACAGCCAAGGAUAGCCACAGAGAUUUAACAGAAUCUUAUGCUGGACAAUCCACAUGUAGCAGGAGGAAAAGCCCAGAGAACUACGUGGACACUGAUAAUUCCUUGAAGCUGUAUACAGUGGAAAACCAACCACAUCCACAGACAAACAAUACAGAGAAACUUGAACUCAGCUUGCACCAAGAAAAGCCCAGUUCACAAGCCGUUUGCACAGAAACUCAAGUCAAGGGAGGCACAGAGCUAUACAGUUUAAAUUUAACAAGUCAACAAUAUACAAACACCUCCGGCACAAAGGUAAAUAGUCAACCUCAUACUCAGGAAGUGAAGUCACAUUUGCACCCCGAAGGAAGAAAUCCCAACAGGCUGAUUAAAUCUACAGACUCAGAAACAUGCAUGAUACAUACAGGAAACACAGAUAGAAAAAAUGUAGAGAACAAAGGCACAGAAAGUUUAGAAAUCUGUAAUAUUCAGGAUGUAGAAGAAGAGAAUAUUGAACUGCUCUCUGUCAAAAAAAACAAAGGUUUGAAUAGACACAACAGUGACCGUAAUGAUAGAUAUCAAAGACAUACAGAAAAUUUAGAACAGGGUAAACUCAAUACUAUAAAAGUGCACAGUGAGGACCCUGAGAGGUUUCGGACAUACUGUAAUGGAGUACAUCGCAAAAUAGAAAGUAAAUCCACAGACAACACAUGCAUAGCAGAUGCACGUUUUACUGAUGUACCAAAUGUUCAGACAUUUCAUAGUACUUGUACACGAGCACACUCUAAAUCUGAGUUAACUAAAGAAAUUGUUGUAGCACAUCCAAACAUCACAGAGGCACAUGGUACAAAGACAAAUAGUGCAUCACAUAACAUAAAUUCAGAGCUGAGAGACAUACCUGAUACACAAAUCAAUGUUGUGUCAAACAAAGGUGAUAUUUGCUACUCACAAGCUCAAUUUGGAGACAGCCCAAGCAGACGACUGUCAGAGAUCCACCCUCAGUUUUGCUCAAGCAUAACAAAGCUGCAAGAUAAGGCAUGUAUGUCAGGUGUCUGCAUCCAGGCGGAGCAGUCUGGGUGUGUUGGCACUACAGCAGAGGAGACUAAACCACCUGGAACAGUAAAUGAAAUCUGUUCCUCCAUCACAUUUUCCACACAGACCACAGUGUGUUUUCCGCUGGAUACCUGUUCUGCUGUGAUUCCGAAGGUUUCUGCUCUGGCCUCACCCGUUCCGUUGGCAGACUCAUACAGGGAGGAGCUCACUGAGAUGAAACCAGAUCAAAAACAACCUGAAAGACUACAACCAUUGCAAGUUCCAGGUCAAACCCAGGAUUUAAUCCCUGACUGCUUGGAUCAGGAUGGUGCUACAGUAGAAAUACCCGCUCACAUGCAGCUCCAUUCUGUCAAAAAGCUCCAGCACUCAGGUCAGGCCCUGGUUCCAGUUGACUCAACUCAAAUCCAAUUUGACAUUGGUAAGGGGUAUGACGAAUGUCUUUCUCAUCACCCAUUUUCCAGUAAUCUGUUUUUUUCUGGCAACCAAGGAAAGGAUAUCUCUUUUCUGUCACCACAGUACUUUGAAGGAGAGAGGGCAGGAUCACCCUGUUCUUCUCGACAGCAAAACAAGGAGCAGGAGGUGGGGGGCAGUCAUGUUUAUCUUGACCAAGAACAAACUGUGGAAGCUGUAAGCAAUGCCAGUCUUUCACAGUCACAGUUUGGCACAACAGAGCUGUCUAAGCACAGUGAGGUGAAAGUACUUUCUGGAGAAACUGUGAGCGAUCAUACUCAGCAUUUGCCUGGUGAGGUAGGAGAAACAUGUCUUGACUCUACAGAGUUAAUUCCAAAUAGUAGCACAGAACAUCCAGGUGUGACUCAGAAGGCUGUCACCCUGACAAACAUACAAAAUACUGUUAGUACAAUUUCUAGUCAUUGUCAGGAAGUUCAGCUGGAAUUGAAGAUACCUGAACCUCCCUGUAGCCUGCAAACCUGUUUUUCUCUGUCCUCAGACUCAAACAAUAACACUAAGGCCAGUAUAAAAGGGAUGGUAAGAGCGGAGGGUGUAGGAUGUUUCUCAGGGGGAGCCCAGAACAACCAGGAAAGUAAUGAGAGAAUAAUUUUCUCCCUGACUGAACCAUCAACAAAUGUUACCUUAAACCCUUUAGAAGAAGUAGAAAAGCAGCAGGAAGAUUCUGAGAUGUUUCUGUCUUCACUGGACUAUGGACCUACCUGGAGCAGUGAGGACUCUAAAUAUGUUCAAAUGAAAGACCUUGGUAACCACAGCCAUUUAAACCUGGCACAUACAAAUGAACUAGAACAACUAAAGACAGAGACAAGUAUUAAGAAUAACAAUGUUGAAAAAGGUGUAGAAUAUUAUAAGAAAGAAGAAAGAAAUGAAGGCCUUAAACCCUUAGUGUCAAGUUCAGAGAGCAGAGGCAUAUUAGUGAGCAGGGAAUUAAAGGAAAAGGGUCAUUAUUGUAGCCAACCAGGGGUCCACAGCUUACCCAAUAAAAGAAGAAGCAGCUUAUCUAAAUCAGAUGAGAAACCUACCUUGGGUAAGGAGCGCUUACCAGUUCCACAGCGAGAGGCGGAUGUAAGCAAGGGAGCGUACUCACACCCUGAUGUCAGCCUCAGUCUUAUUGCUGUUAGUAGUUUAGAGCCAACUGUGGAGGCUGAGCAUUCACUAGAAAAUAGUGGCACAACAGAGGAUAAUUUAAAAAUGGAAACGAAGAAAAAAUCUGAAGUCAAGAGGUCUUUUGAGGAGGUUGGGGAUAAUGUUAAACCUCCAGGGGACAUCUCCAGUCCCAAGGGUAUACACCACCAGUCUGAGCAGGAAGAAGAAUCUUUAACCAGUGCUGACUUAGACCAUGAAGUGAACCCAGCAACACCUGUUUUGCAUGGUACUUGUGAAAAGCGGUGUAGACCUGCGACUAUUGCCUAUGAUGUUGUGUCUUACACCUCAACUAGCAGCAGCUGCGAUGAGUUUGAGGCUACUCACUUUUCUGUUUUGGCCAGAAAUGCAAACCCUGACAAAAUGACCAAGAGAAGCAUAACAAAAGGCAACCAGGUGGGAAAUAAAGGCUCUAAGUUUUCUGUCUUUUCUAAAAUGCCUUCAUUUAGGAAGGCUAGGGGCUCAAAGGGUACCAAAAAUGAAGAGGUACUCCAGGAGUCAUCAGAUGUAGGAGGUGAGGGCCUUCUGCCUGUGCAAGGGCCACAGAACUUGGUAACUAACAACUUAGCUGAUGAGCUUUUAGUCAAAGACAACAUCCUCAAUCAAACAGACCACCAAGCAUUUUCCUCAUUGCAUUAUGAGGUAGAGGAAGAGGCCUGUGGCUUUCUCCCCUCUACUCGCCAUGUUCCUCAUCUAGCCAGCCAAGGGAGUAGUAGUGAGGGUAACACAGGCCCAGAUAACCUCUUCCUCAGGCAAGUCCAGUCACCUAAUGGGCAGACCUACAAGAGGAGCAGGAGCAAUGACAGUUUAAACAUCCGCAUGCGCUUUGCACAAGCACACAAAUCCCUUUCCAGCCUGUUUGAGUCCCGUUCCAUGGAUAAAGAAAAUGAAGAGCAGGCCACUAUGGGCGCUGAUGUGGAUUUGGGUAAAGCUAAACAAUCCUGGAGGAAACCUAAAAAAUCCAAGGAGGCUGAACUGCUGAAAAGGACUCUUUCAAUGCCAGAAGGGGAAUAUAGUAGCGUGCCUUGUGAGCAAAACUUCAGGGACUUAACAUCAUCUCCACUCAUGGACCGGCACAGUAGUCCAGGAUCACGGUCCUCCCUCGGGGCCCUUCGCCACACUGAUCCCAUUUCUAAGAGAGGUGUUCCUCAAGGGAUUGGAAUGGAAAACUCCUACGGAUGCAAAUCUGAGGGCCAAAGAAGAAAAUGUUCACCGAAUGGUCUACCUACUACACGGUGUGUGUCUGGCCUACCUCCAUUUCUAGUUGACUCUACAGUCUCACUGCCCAGUUACAUUAGCCCAGUCUCACCUUUGAGCCCCUCCUCACUAGCCACCCUUACUCAACAAAUUUCACCAUCCUGGACCACUGAAGGCUUACCUGAGAGCCCCUUACGGCCAUUGAGCCCUAAACCUAACAGCCCUAGGCCAACAGCUCAGCGAAAAUUUUUUCGUUAUCAUCACUCAGCAAGGGUCAGUUCUGUCUCUCCUAUCCACCUGGGCCAGUCAGUCAGUGUGGAGGGAUUGUCAGAUCCCCCCAGGAGACCUAAAACUCUCAAACCCUACCCAGCUAGCCCUCUGGAUUUUCUUGAAGGCAGAACAGAUAGCCUGUACGCCACUGGCUCCAUCAAUGAAUUUGAGGGCCCACACAACAGUGGUCUACUCACCAGCCAGUCCAGAUCAAGAAUACUGUUGGAAGUGAAGGGCAAUGGGAAGGCCUCUGUGGUUUCUGGUAGACUGAGGUCUGACUGCUGGAUGGAUGUGGGCUGUGAUGGAGGUGGCCAGCAGCAAUGGCGAAGGUAUUCAGAUGAUCUCUGGAUUGAAGAGCAAAAGAAAUACAAACGCAAACUAGCCAGAGCCAUGAGGGGGAGUCUGGGCCAUCUCAACACACUGUUAUCUGAAGACAUGGACAAAGCUGAUGCUGGGGUCACCUUUGGGCCCAUCAAGGCCCAUUGCUUUUCUCAGAGCACCCCAAUUGGUCUCGACUGUCUGGGCUGGAGUAGGCGCAUCUCCUACUCGCUGAUUGUUCCUGAUGGGGCAUCAGAAAAGGUGGGACUCGGGGAUGAACUGGGCAGCGAGGAGGAGCUACUGUAUGAAGAGUUUCGCAGUUCUGGACAUCGUUUUGGACACCCAGGAGGCGGGGGAGGAGAGCAGCUUGCCAUCAAUGAGCUGAUCAGUGAUGGCAGCGUGGUGUAUGCCGAGGCCCUCUGGGACCAUGUUACCAUGGAUGACCAGGAGCUGGGCUUCAAGGCUGGUGAUGUCAUUGAAGUAGUAGAUGCCACUAACAAAGAGUGGUGGUGGGGUCGCAUCAUGGACAGCGAGGGCUGGUUCCCUGCCAGCUUUGUACGGCUGCGUGUGAACCAGGACGAACCCAUGGAGGAUUAUCUGGCACAUCUGGAGGAGGCUCAGGCUGGAGAGGAGGACCGGGCAGGUCUGGGCUUGUUGCUAGGACCUGGUUUACCCUGUAAAGAGCAGAUGAGGACCAAUGUUAUCAAUGAAAUCAUGACCACAGAGAGGGAUUACAUCAAGCACCUGAAAGACAUCUGUGAGGGUUACAUCAAACAGUGCCGCAAGAGGACAGACAUGUUCACUGAAGAGCAGCUCCGUACCAUCUUUGGCAAUAUCGAAGAUAUCUACCGAUUCCAGAGGAAGUUCUUGAAAUGUCUCGAAAAGAAGUUCAACAAGGAGCGGCCACACCUCAGUGAGAUAGGCUGCUGCUUCCUCGAACAUCAAACAGAUUUCCAGAUCUAUUCAGAGUAUUGCAACAACCAUCCCAAUGCCUGCAUCCAGCUCUCAAAGCUCAUGAAGGCCAACAAAUACGUGUUCUUCUUUGAGGCUUGCCGACUGCUCCAGAAGAUGAUCGACAUUUCCUUGGAUGGCUUUCUGCUCACCCCGGUUCAGAAGAUCUGCAAGUACCCACUGCAGUUGGCAGAGCUGCUCAAGUACACCAAUCCACAGCACAGGGACUACAAAGACGUGGAAGCAGCCUUGACUGCCAUGAAGAACGUGGCCAGGCUGAUCAAUGAGAGGAAACGUCGCCUCGAGAACAUUGAUAAGAUUGCUCAGUGGCAGAGCUCAAUUGAGGACUGGGAGGGUGAAGACAUCCUCAGCAGGAGCUCUGAUCUCAUCUUUUCAGGGGAGUUGACCAAGCUGUCGCAGCCUCAGGCCAAGAGUCACCAGAGAAUGUUUUUCCUUUUUGAUCAUCAGAUGGUGUACUGCAAAAAGGACCUCCUGCGCCGUGACAUGCUAUACUACAAGGGCCGGAUGGAUAUGGACCACAUGGAAGUGAUAGAUGUGGACGAUGGCAAGGAGAAAGACUUCAACAUCAGCGUGAAGAAUGCCUUGAAGCUGCGGUCACUGGCUGGUGAUGAGGUCCACCUCCUCUGUGCCAAGAAACCUGAGCAUAAACAGCGCUGGCUCAGAGCCUUCGCUGAUGAGAGGAUUCAGGUCCAGCAUGACCGUGAGACAGGCUUCUCUCUCACAGAGGUUCAAAAGAAACAGGCCAUGUUGAAUGCCUGUAAAAGCCAUCCAGCUGGGAAACCCAAAGCUGUGACCAGGCCCUACUAUGACUUCCUACUGCGACAGAAACACCCCUCUCUCCCUACCGCUUUGCCCCAGCAGCAGGUCUUCAUGCUGGCUGAGCCCAAACGCAAAACCUCCACCUUCUGGCACAACAUUGGCAGACUGACGCCCUUCAAAAAAUAAAAGGAAAACAGAAAUGCUGUGGAGAGAAGCAAGAGAGGAGGAAAAAUAAAAGAGCUCUUAGCUCGUGCCUCAAUAGACCCUUUUUCAUUUUUCCUCGUUUUUCUUUGCUACUUGUAAUGUUGUCCUAAUUGACAUUCUGAUUUAUUGUAUAGAUUUGGCUGAUGAUGAGAAGGAGAUUAUUUUUUGGAAGCACUUUAUAGGUUGGCUAACAAUCAGACUUGAGAAUGGUCUCCUAGAGACUAAGUCCAACAAGGAGAGUGGCCUCUUGCUUAACUUUCUACACUUUCAAUCAAAAGCAGACUGGUACUAAUACUACUACUACUACUACUAUUACUACUACUACUGUACUGCUGCGAGUGAGUGUGGGACUCUUGACUGUGCUGCCUCUGUGAAGACGUUGGCUGUCUACGAAACUGUGUUGUUUGUCUCCACUGUUUCGCUGUUUUAUGAUUUGACGCGUUCGGUUCUUAUAGUGCCACAUGAUUUGUUUUUGUACUUGUUUGUUCUGUGUCUGCUUUUGAAAAAAAAAAGGGAAAAUUGAGGAGGUUGUUGGGUUAGGUAAAGUUUUCACUACUAAUCUCUGUGCAAAUAUAUAAUUUCGGGUUCAUUUCAGCUAGUUUUUAAGUGUUUUACGACUUCCAUCUGCCAAAAUUUGGUUCUGUAUGUCUACAGUGCAUUUGUGGUAUUGUGUAAAAUUAGGAGCUUUUUAUUCAAACAAACAGCAACAGCCCACACACUCCAGAAACACACAUUCCUCGAGUCUGUUCCUCGACUCCUCCUUAUACCUACCAUGUCAGUGAAAGUAAACAACAAUGUCUUUUUUCUUUCUUGUACUUAUUUUAAGUGCCAUUUGAAGUGUGUCAUGGGUGAUUUACAAUGACAUGCAUGGAUGUGAUGAAAAAAUACUGUGAAAAAUAUUUUUUUAUCUCUGAAGAAUCCUGCUAUAUUUAACCAGAUUGAGAAACUGAGGUUUCAUUGUGCUACUAGGCUGACGGCAUCACACUCUCUUUUGUCUACCUGUACUUCUGAUAACCAGUGUCCCUGCUCUGUGAUCCUGGUCUACAGUAUAAUCUCAUUUUAGAUCAAUGCAGCCGAAUGAUAUUGCUCUGUAAGUGCAUUCAUUGAAAUGUACUCUUUUCACCUUUAUGUUGAAAUGUUUUAGCUUCUGACAAUAUGGAAUUAUUAAACAUUCCUAAGCUUGA
This is a messenger RNA of Scatophagus argus, 8187 nucleotides long. RefSeq names its product Rho guanine nucleotide exchange factor (GEF) 4 (gene arhgef4). The transcript is spliced from 15 exons. Gene Ontology annotation, biological process: intracellular signal transduction. The record is from RefSeq and is a predicted model, not a curated record. Gene Ontology annotation, molecular function: protein binding; guanyl-nucleotide exchange factor activity. Bases 152 to 6985 code for a protein of 2277 amino acids. Lineage: Eukaryota; Metazoa; Chordata; Actinopteri; Scatophagidae.